GUAAGUAGAGGCAGGGGAAAGCGCCGCUAGGCCAGCGCGGGCAGGCUGCCUGCCGCGGGAGGGCCGGCCGCGCUCGGCGAUGGUACUCCCCCCGGGCCCGAGUCCCCGCGGCUACGGGGCAGCGAGGCUGCCGCAGCGGCUCAGGCCCACUCGGGACGGGGAAGUGACGUCCCCGCUGCCCGCCCGCCCCCCGGAAGUGCGGGCAUUGCCCAGAACCGAGCGCGGCCGCUGGGGCCAUGUAGGAACCGUUACCGAAGCGGGAACACGCCGAGGCGACCAUGGAGCCGGCCGACAGUGACACCGCAGCCCUUCCUGUGCCGAACCUCGUCCCCCGGCACCGGGAGCUCAUCCCCACGCCCUGCGGCCCCAUAAAGCCUUGUUCAGAGCUAUCAUUUCCUGUCAAGAUGUACUUCUGUGUGACUAUUUUAUCUCUGCUAAGUGUAAUAGGGCUCACCAUAGAGACACUCACUCAACAAACUGAGGAAGACUUCACCAUUUCUUUUAUACAAUUAGUUGGAGUUGUGUUCUGUGUAUACUAUGUGACUAGAGGAAUUCUGCAGGAGAAUCGCCAGGAGCUCGGUGUUUUUGUUCUUUCCAUCUUGCUAGUGAUGUUUCGAUCCAUUGUCAACUUCACAGUUCUCUCAGCUGAACAAAAGCCAAAACUCCUGGCCCGCUUCAUUCUUAUUCUCUUGGUUGGCUCCUUCGAUGUGAUCUGUGCUAUCCUCCUCAUUCAGAGCGAAAGCAUGAUGGCCUUCCGAGUGGGCGGUGCUCUAGAAAGCCUACAGUCACAAUACUUCAUGCUGAACCUCUGUUUUUCCAUGUUGACUUUUGAUCUUCAGGCGCAGCUCUGUUUGUGCAUUCUGCUGACAAGCCUGCAUGAGAUCACCCUUCUGCAUAACAUCAUCUCAGCAACAGGGGUCCUUUGGGCAUGCCUAAAAGUGACCAUUAGCAUCAUUGCAGUGAUAACAGAGUGGGGCAAAGGGAAUUCUUACACUCUGGAAGCUGCUGUCAUUACUGGCUCCUGCAUUUCUGUUGCGAUAAAAUCUGUUUUGUUUUGGGCGUUGGUUCACGUCUACCGCAGCUUUGGGCAGGGGCUGAGAGAAAGAAUGUUUUCUUCCUAUGGAAGGAUCAACUCCUGAGUAUCCUCCCUUGUGUUCAAUCUGCAGCUCUCACAGAGUGAAGUCAUAGUUGGGAAAGUUCUGAUCAUGCAUUUGCAUUCAGAAUAUAAAGUAAUGGGUCAAUUUUGCUGAGAGAGGGGAAGUUGCUCAGAAAGGCGAGCCCAAAAGGGGGCAGAGCUACUCACCUUUUUGGUCCUCCAAUUUCAUGGUUCAGCACCUACACAUUUCUUGGUUUGCUUUGUGCUUGGGAACUAUAGCAGCGCAGCUGGUAACCUAGUUUAAAAAGCAAAAUACACGCUAGAAAUUAACAAUAAUCCUCUCAUUCAAUGGGUUUUGCUGACAGGACAACACAUCUUUCAUUCUAUUUUCCUGAUACUGUUUUGCAGCUGCAGGAGAUUCACAACCUACACAUGAAUGGAGAAUAAUAUAAAUCCUGGUUUAAUUAAUAUGCCAGCAUAAUGAAGGCAAUUUGCACAGCAGUCUUUUUUUUUUCCACUAAGCCUGAAAGUAGAUUGCCCUGCCUUCAUUUCUCAGCAGAUGUGCUGCUGAACAGAGGUUCCAAGGGUACAGCACAAGCUUUCUCUUGCUAUACUGCAGUUAAAUGGGUUUGUGAAAAAUUGUAAGUUGUUUUGAUGAAGCUACAUUCGCUGAUCCCCAACCUCACAGAAUGCCUAUGGCUUUUGUUCCUCCUGGCUUCAGAAUAUUUCCAAAUAUAUUUUUUUUAAUCCUAACUAUGUAUUAAAUCUACACAAUUUAAUCUCAUGCCCUGCCUCUGAUAAUGGUUCUAACCAAUGUGCCAUUUCAUGCCCAAUGGUGAUUGAUUGUUGAAAUAAACCUUUAAUUUAAAAUUUU
Molecule: messenger RNA, 1970 nt
Organism: Rhea pennata
Lineage: Eukaryota; Metazoa; Chordata; Aves; Rheiformes; Rheidae
Exons: 8
Coding region: 279-1139 (286 amino acids)
Source: RefSeq, a predicted model, not a curated record